Chironomus riparius is the source of this 1780-nucleotide messenger RNA. NCBI's taxonomy places the organism in Eukaryota, Metazoa, Arthropoda, Insecta, Diptera, Chironomidae. The record is from the annotation of a GenBank genome assembly.
ACUUAACCUAAAUUGGAUAAACUCUAGGAUUUCAGGAUGAGACUAGUGUGGUGCUAGCUUGGAAUCAGAUUAGCUUUUUAACAAAGAUUUAGGUAAGAAUAAAUCACGCAAACCUUAGUUUUUACUACUCGAUUUCUUGCAAUUCAAGAACUCAACUCUGGAGCUCAAAAGAGGAUCAAAAACCAAAAUCUAGCAAAUAAUGAUGUAUCAAAUAUUCAGACAGACUGUAAAUGUAUCCUCGUGUCAAUAAUUCGGUCGUGAAUUUUACAAAAAUAUUUAAACAGAUGAAUAAGCUACGCACCUACAUAUUUUGUCGCUAUUUCAUUCCUAUUCUCUUUUUUGUUGUUGUUGUAGGCUUCAAUAUCAUCAUUAUUAAUAUUUUAUAAAUUUGUAUAAAUUUUGAGAUGACUUUAUCAAGUACUUCAGUUUUAUUUUAGUAUCACUUAGAAAAGGUUGUGAAAUAAUUUAGAAUCUCCAUUUUAGGAGUAAAUAAUAAUUAUUGUGAAUUUAAAUUAUUUAUUUUAAAAAAGCCUUCAUCAAAAGUUUUAAAAGUCGAUCAAUAAAUUAGUCUAAAAUUUUUAUUACCAAAAAAUAAAUUCUUAAAAAAAUGUGGGAAAUUUUAAUAUUUUUCUCAAUAUCUCUGCCAUUCCCAUCACACUCUUAUUCCAUAUAUCAAGAUUCUUACUCAUCGUGGGCAUCAAAAUAUUACAUAAAUUUUAAAAACUCUACUGAACCUCCACCAUCUAAUGCCUAUCAACAUAACAUAGAUUUAAUCAAUGAACACAAUUCAAAAGAUGAUGAUUUUGAAGCUGGACUUAACAAGUUUUCCUACUUAUCAACUGAACAAUUUGUUGACAAUUUUUGUGGAACUGUUUUGCCAAAAAAGUUAUUAUUAAGUAAUCCAAAAUUAUUAUCAGCACGUAAACUUAAUAACUUUGAUGAAGAAGAUUUGCCAGAAUCAAUAAGUUGGAAAGAAUUUGCAUCUCCAUCAAGAGAUCAAGGAGAUGAAUGUGGAUCGUGUUGGGCAUUCUCAGUAAUGGCAUUGAUCGAAACCCAAAAUAGAAUCAGAAACUACAUGUGGAAUAAAUCUUUAGCGCCACAAUAUCUUGUUGAUUGUCAUAAAAAGAAAGAUAAAUGUAGAGGCGAGUGGCCAGCUGAUGCACUAAGAUUCCUCAAAUUUAAAUCCCGCAAUCAAGCACCAACUGAAGAGGAUUAUCCCUAUACUGGCGAAGAAGAUGAUUGCGAGAGUCAUGGAGUUCCAAAAGUUCCACUUAAUAUUAAAAAUAUCUACGAUUAUGACAUCGAGGCUGAUGAAAAUAAAUUGAAAUAUCAUUUAGCAAAUUAUGGGCCAAUAAUCAUCGCAAUGAAUGUCGACAGGAACUCUGGAUUGUUUCAGCAUUAUAAGAAAGGUGUUUUUUAUGAUGAAGGAUGCAUAAAGUCUGAUAAAGAUUGUAAAACUAUCAACCAUAGUAUGCUGCUGCUUGGAUAUGGAAUUACUGAGGAUAGCAAGAGGAAGCCUUACUUUUUGGUUCAAAAUUCUUGGGGCUCAGACUGGGGUGAAGAUGGCUUCAUCAGAAUGGCUAUGGGUAGAAGCAAUAAUUGCAAUAUUGCUUGUUAUGCAAUUUACGUAGACUACAGCUAGUAAUCAGCUUUAAAUAAUUAUCAUUUUUGAAUUUUAUAAAUUAUGUGAAAUAUAUUUUAUAUUAAGUUUAAAGAUCAAAGCAUUACAGAAAGCUGACCAUAAACUAAAAUCAAAAAGUUAAUUAAAUUCCAGCAAAUU